Yamadazyma tenuis ATCC 10573 is the source of this 4233-nucleotide messenger RNA. It is a transcript of the gene LTE1, whose product is annotated as mitotic regulator. Gene Ontology annotation, cellular component: plasma membrane. The record is from RefSeq and is a predicted model, not a curated record. Gene Ontology annotation, biological process: Ras protein signal transduction; positive regulation of GTPase activity. Gene Ontology annotation, molecular function: guanyl-nucleotide exchange factor activity. NCBI's taxonomy places the organism in Eukaryota, Fungi, Ascomycota, Pichiomycetes, Serinales, Debaryomycetaceae.
AUGUCUUCGGUCUCCAGCACCGUGCAGCUGCCAGUUGCCAGUAGCGGUCUUACUGACGACCGCUGUUCCCAACUCAUCGAAAAUACUGUCCAAAACACCGCCAGUGAAAUUCCCCACGACAGGUCGCCCCCGACUUCUCACUCGUCUCCCACCAGCUCCCACACGAUGCUGGAGGCGAAAGAGGUGGUGCAAACGUCUUCUCAUAUGUCGCUGCCGCAGCCUCACUCUCAAAAACAACAUCAACAAACCGGCGAAAAAACCUCCUUUGCUUACAACGCCCACGGCGAGUCGGUGUUCGAUGACUCCCGUGUGUUCCCCAGCGUCAAGCCGGGAGAAAUUGCAAAGUUUGACCAGGGGGACCCUGAACUCAUCAACCACGCAACCAUCACCGCUUUGAUUGUACAACUCACCAGCCCCGAGGUCAUCGACUACAACUUGGUGUAUGACUUCUUCAUCACCUACCGAAUGUUUAGUGAUGCGCUGACGGUAAUGGGCUUGCUUAUGCGGAGGUUGGUCUGGAGUUUACAAUAUGUCAACAAACAAGACGAAGAGUCUCAUAAGAUCGGGACCUUGGUGUUAUUGCGAACGUUUGUGGUGUUGAGACACUGGAUCUUGAACUAUUUCAUCGAUGACUUCAACUCGGACUUGAAACUCUGUGACACCUUCAUCACCAACUUGAACGAGGUGGUGUUUGAGUCGGGGUUAAUUAAUGAGCUGAUGGUGUUCGAGCGUAAGAUCAUCAAGGACUUGAAAACCCACUGGCUCACGCUCCUGUCGGAGUUUUGGAACGUCCACUUGGACUUGUCAUCGUUCUCGGGUGAAGAGGUAUUUGACUAUUACUUGCCAGCCACCAGCGAUAUCUCUAUGAACAGUUUCUUAAAGAAGAGUAACACCGAGAUUUCUCUCCACACAAACCCCAGCUACAGACGGUCGGCCAUGUUGUCUUUGUACGACCAGAAGAUGCACCACAAAUGCCUUGUGUUUGACGAUUCAAGAUUUAGCAAUAACGAAAACCCCCAACUCUCAGUCAAUAACUUAUUGGUGCUGCACAAGUCAUCCCGACAGUCUAUCAUGAACAAAUUGAACCAUUUCAAUAUCGGCAAGUCCAAGCACGUUUCUGUCAAAGACGCUACUGUGAAUUCAGCUGGUUCUGGACCUUCAAACAACAACAGCAAUACCACCAGUCCAUUGGGAUCUUCCAAUCGACACAACCGGAUGAACUUGAAUGAUUCUUCAGUUGGCUUGCGAAAGACCACCAAGAACCGACCAACCAACCAGCAGAGCCUCAACGAUGAGAUGGAUAAGAUCUCGUUGAACCCGAUUCAAAUUGAUAAUGUUGGAUUCUCCACCAAUGGUAAUGUCAAACUACCUUCUUCAAAAGUCUUGUCGAUAGUUCCUUCGACUCCCGUGAAGAAGAUGGAAUACAGUAUUCGUAACCCAUUGGAGAAGGACGAUGAAACGGCCCAAGGGUUUUCCGUCAACGAUUGGGAAAGCCCUAUCAAUUACAAGAUCAUAAACAGCAUGGACAUCACCAGAAAGAAUUCUAUCAAGAAGAUCCUUGAAGGGUGGAAGAAAAACAGAAAUCAUAGCAACAAAUCCAACGAUGAGAUCAACAAGAUGAUCAAUGAUUCCAUCACGGAGGACGUCAUUGGUACUAGAAUCGAUGUAUUAAGUGCCCGAAUCAUUGAUGAACUAGAGUUCUUGAUCAGGCACUAUGUUCAGAACGAUGCGUCGUAUAAUCCCACCAUAGCCGAAGGCGAUACCAUCGACAAUACCAAUGCGCUCAACUCUCCCGAUGAAGUGGACUUGCACGAGUUAGACGGGUCUCGUGACUUGGACGAAACUCACAAACCCCAGAAUGGUGAUGAGAGUGUCAAUGAUGAUGUUGAUAUCAACGACGUGAGUGAAUUGAAUUUGCACAAGAUCGACAACUUGUUCAGUGAACAAGGAGAUGAUGAUACGGAUGAAGACAACGAAGAGUUUCAAGACAGUGGGCUAUCUGCCAACAUGCUUAAUGAUAUCCACGAGUUUUCGUUCCAAAGGCCCACCAGUAUAAACUGGGCCGAUGACAAUGCUUUGGAAUUGGAUACUUCUCAAACCCCAGCUAAGGAAGAAGGUUCGGACGAAGAGCUACCCGAACCCAACUUACCUCGUGACAAUAGUGGAGACUUCAACCACCUUGCCGAACCCCCGUUUCCUUUUAUCGAUGGCAAUAACAACUUUUCUCUGGUGUCGACCAUCUCGACUCCUAGCAACAUUACGGACUACAAUGCCGAAAUCGAGGACUUGGGAAUCGCCAUGAGUCCAAAGUCAAAGGAACAACAGACAAAACGAAUCAGCUUCAGCAAGCAUUCAAGUCUCAAGAAAAGAGUAUCCAGAAACUCUUCCAAUUCUUUGUUCAAAAGAGACUCGGUCAAGUCGUACCUCAGCUAUGACUCGGCGUAUUCCUUUUCGAAGGACUCGCUUGAAGAUGACCGGGACAAUGGCCAUUUGAGAAAGAAGGCUGGCAUCAACGACUUGAGAAGAAUGGCAGGGAUCCCCAGUGAGCGAAGGUCUCUUGAAAAUGCGCUCCGUAUCCAGUCGAAUGCUUCUGUACGCAAAAGCGUCAGGGCCAGCACUCUUCUUGCCUUGAGUGAACUCCCAUUCAAUGGCAUGUAUGACUCCAGAAGCUCCAUUUACAUGACAAACCAUAAGGUGAUAGCCCGUUCUUCUGGAGUUGGUGAUAGCUCGAUAUUUUCUGUGGCCAUGAAAAGCCGAAAUUCGCUUUCCAACUCACUAAAGACCUUGAACGAAAGCUCUCGUCUCUCAAGAACCAGUCCAUUGAACGAAGAUUAUGACGACUUUGCGUUUGGGUUUAGGGCCAGCAGUGACGAAGGCUUUGGAGAAAGUGAGACGUCCACCAGGUCGGUGGUGAUUCCUGGUAUCAGCAACAAUGUGUUGAAAGAAUUAGCAGCCAUUCCUGACGACUCCUUCCACUUCAAUCCCAUUGACGUGGCAUUCAACAAGUUGGAAGGAGCCAAGUCCCAGGGGAAGAAUCUUCAGUCUGAAGAGGAAUUGAAUAACAGCGAGGUGACCCAGGUUGAGCUUAACGAUACGCAAGACAUUUUGAACGAAAUCAACAACGCUCACACCGAAGAUAUCAUCGAGUCAUCGAGCCAGAAAGACUUCACGGCCGAAAUGCCUCUUACUCCCGUGGCCCAUCGGGUUAUCGAUGUGGGCGACUCGAGUGGAGGAACCUUGGACUCAACUCAGCUUGAGCAAGGGGCCAAGAGCGACAACGUCUUCAUAUUCAGUGCCAACUACACCACAGAACUCGAGAUUAUAUCGCCUCUGGAAGAAUCCAAGACCGUCUCCACUGUGGAACCACGCUUGGAAAGUCCCCGGUUGAUUUUGGAGUCAUAUAACAUGGCUGACACCUCGUUGGCGAUUUCAAACGUGAUGGCCGACAACACCCACAUUUCGUUUGUGCUUAGUUACACAUCCGAGGAGUUGAGCCAACACUUUACGAUGGUCGAGCGAGACAUUCUCCAGGAGAUCGACUGGAAAGAGUUGGUGGAGCUCAAAUGGAACAAAGAGUUGACCCCUGUCAACAGCUGGUUGGAGAUUAUCGUGAACGAAGAGUACUACAACUCCAACAAGGGAGUGAACUUGGUGAUAGCCCGGUUCAACCUUAUGGUCAACUGGAUCAUCUCCGAGGUUCUCUUGUCCAAACAGCAGGAAGAGCGGGUGCAAAUCAUCUCUCGGUUUAUUCACAUCGCACAGAGUUGUUUGAUACUCCAAAACUACUCCACGCUCAUGCAGAUAUUAUUGGCAUUGACGAGCGAGCGAUUGGCUAAGCUCCGUGAGACCUGGAAGAGCUUGCCACCUGGUGAUAUCUUGGUGUUGAAGAACUUGGAAGAGUUGGCGUCGCCGGUUAAAAACUUUCUUAACUUGAGAGUUUCCAUCAACAGGAUCCAGCCGUCACGUGGAUGUAUUCCAUUUGUGGGACUAUACUUGUCGGACUUGAUCUUCAACACUGAGAGACACAAGUUCAUCGAUAAGGGCAAGACGGUGGUGAACUUUGCUCGGUUCCGGACGUCGGUGCAUAUUGUAAAGAGUCUUAGUCAGUGUAUUGAGUGGUCUUCCUACUAUAAACUCAAUGUGAAUAAUGAGCUCUUGCUGAAGUGCUUGUACAUCCGGUCGCUUGAUGAGGAUGAGAUGAACUAUUGCUUGAAGAAUGUGACAGAAGCGUGA